This is a messenger RNA of Aspergillus nomiae NRRL 13137, 882 nucleotides long. Its product is annotated as intradiol ring-cleavage dioxygenase. Gene Ontology annotation, biological process: catechol-containing compound metabolic process. The transcript is spliced from 4 exons. The record is from RefSeq and is a predicted model, not a curated record. Bases 1 to 882 code for a protein of 293 amino acids. Gene Ontology annotation, molecular function: ferric iron binding; catechol 1,2-dioxygenase activity. NCBI's taxonomy places the organism in Eukaryota, Fungi, Ascomycota, Eurotiomycetes, Eurotiales, Aspergillaceae.
AUGGCCACCCACCGAUUCGACCCCAAUUUCACCGACAAUGUCGUCAACGCCAUGGGCCCCAAGACCGAACCCCGGUUCCGCCAGCUGAUGACCAGCCUGAUCCGCCAUGUCCAUGACUUUGCGCGCGAGAACGAGGUCACUGUCGACGAAUGGAUGGCCGGAGUCCAGUUGAUGAACUGGGCCGGUCAAAUGAGCAACGACAAGCGGAACGAGGGACAGCUAGUCUGCGACGUGAUUGGGUUAGAAUCCCUCGUCGACGAAAUCACCUUCAAACUCGCCGAAGAGGCCGAAGACGCUCCCACCGCAACUGCCAUCCUGGGUCCAUUCUUCCGCGCCGACACCCCCUACCGCAAGAACGGCGAGAACAUCGUCAAGGGGGUCCCAGAUGGUGAGAUGGCUUUCAUGCAUGGCCGCGUGAUCGAUUUCACCACCAAGAAGCCGCUGGUGGGCGCCACCGUGGAGGUGUGGCAGGCAGCGACGAAUGGGUUGUACGAGCAGCAGGACCCGAACCAGGAGGAGUUCAACCUCCGCGGAAAGUUCAAGACGGACGAGGAGGGCCGGUAUUACUUCUACUGCUUGCGACCCACGCCGUAUCCUGUUCCCGAUGAUGGACCGGCAGGCAAGCUGCUCAAGCUGAUGGACAGACAUCCGUUCAGACCUGCUCAUAUCCACAUCAUUGCUACUCACGACGGCUACAAGCCCCUCACCACGCAGAUCUUCGACCGCAAAGACCAAUACCUAACCAAUGACUCUGUCUUCGCCGUCAAGGACUCGCUGAUCGUGGACUUUGUUCCCCGCGAGGGCGACUCUCAAGCUGGUCUUGAGCUGAAUUAUGAUGUGAAAUUGGUGCCGGCUCAGCCGAGCAGCACCAAUGGUGUAUGA